This is a messenger RNA of Penicillium lagena, 2802 nucleotides long. RefSeq lists its product as uncharacterized. The transcript has 2 exons. NCBI's taxonomy places the organism in Eukaryota, Fungi, Ascomycota, Eurotiomycetes, Eurotiales, Aspergillaceae. Bases 1 to 2802 code for a protein of 933 amino acids. The record is from RefSeq and is a predicted model, not a curated record. Gene Ontology annotation, molecular function: protein binding.
AUGGAUCACCACCGUCAUCCAAAGAAGCUUCGUUUGCUUCUACUGUCGCUCAUACAGCCCGUUUCCGCGGCCGUUCCCUACGCACCCUCCUCGCUCUUCCUCUCCCCACAACACAAUAACUCCCUCGCUUAUCUCCUCCAGCCUAGCAGUUCCGGCACAGGCGCAACCGAAUUCCUCUCCCUAAAUCUUUCCAGUAGCGUCGAUGCUGGCAGUCCGUCAUAUAACACCUUGCUGGACCGAACACCGUUCCAGAGCAAUGACGAGACCUCCACGUUCGUCCCUGUCAUCAGCGAUCAAGGCGCCAUCACAGUCUACUCAGGGGACUGCCAUCUGUCCUCUCCAAAUCCAGAUCUAUGGCGCUUCCACCCGUACAAACGCACUUCGAAUGGCAAUGGGACUUGGGAACGACUGUCUCUGAGCUCGGACACAACUCGACCAAACUACCUGGCGGCCGGGUUUACUUUCUCGUCUACCAAUACAAGUGAAUCCAGCAUUUUUAUGUUUGGCGGGAUGUGUCCGUUCCAGAACAGCAAAAAUGACAGCUGGAUUUCUGCGGCGACCUACUCCCAGUCGACAAUUGUCUUGAAUCCCACUGGGCCUCAUAGCACCGACUACCAAUCCUCCACGACUGGAGCCCGAGCACCACCGAUCCCGGAGGCAGGCAGUGCAAUUGUCCCACUAUCAGCUACUUACUCGACCGCCUCGACAGACAAGCAACAGGACUUCCUUCUCAUCGGUGGACAUACCCAAAACGCUUUUCUGAACAUGUCUGAACUCGCCGUGUUUUCUCUACCGCAAGAAAGUUGGAGCUUUGUCUCGGUGAAUAAACCUCCUACGUCAAGGACAGAGUUGGCUAUUCGUGGGCAGGCCACGGUGGAGCCUCGAUCGGGUCAUACCGCACUGCUCUCGCAAGAUGGCCGCAAGGUGUUUGUACUCGGAGGCUGGGUAGGGGAUACCAGUGUCCCCGCUGAGCCGCAAUUCGCAGUUCUGGUGCUUGGAGAAAACUACAGUGGCACAGACUGGAGCUGGAUAGUUCCCUCAUCCAAUGGACUGGGCCUUCCUGAGGGCACUGGAAUCUUCGGACAUGCAGCAGCGAUGCUUCCGGGUGAUGUGAUGAUGAUUGCUGGAGGGUACAGUAUCCCAAAACAAUCAUCAAAACGCGCCGCUUCCACUGCACAAAAAAACUCGCAGGUCUAUCUCUACAAUGUGACAUCGGACAGUUGGGUCACUUCCUACACAAACCCUGAAGCUCAUUUUAAGGCAGCCUCGACACCAAGUGGUGGCAGCGGUCUGUCAAACGCGCAGAAAGCAGGCCUGGGUGUCGGAUUAGGGCUUGGAAUUCCCGUUUUAAUUAUCCUGCUUUUCUUUGGGUGGAUUCUGUGGAGGAAACGAAUUGUCCGGGGAAAGCGCGACUCUCAACUCCGUGACUUGGCCCUGGGAGCUGAACGCGCCCAUUUCUGGGGCAGAGAUGAACCGUUCCAGGCGAGCAGCGUCCGAAGCUCCCAGAUGGGUGAGAGGCAGGAUUCUGCUAAUGCCUAUCCCUGGACAGGGAAUCGUGGCUACGGCGGCCGGCAAAACUGGAGGGAUCCUGGUGGAAGUUCACCAGAAAGAACAGGACUACUCAUGGAUGCUGGGAGUCCAUCGAAGUAUGGCAAUCAACCACCCAUGAAUGUCAGACCGUACAGGUUCUCUGGGACGACACAGUAUCGACGUAGCGAUCCAACAAGCGAGAUCCAUCCAAUUGACGAGCGUGAAGAGGAUGAAGCAAUCUUCCGGGAGCGUCUAAUGGCCACAAUACCCUUCGGAGAAGGGCACGAGCUUGGCGAACAGGGAGAUUCACUUAUCGAAGAUCCCUUUGCAUCGCCCCGAAGCACUCUCUUUGGGAUGGGCCUAGGUCCAUUCUACAGCCGGCGAAGGGAUGCUGGGUCUGUUGACCUCGACGGCCGCAUUUCUCCCGCCAAGAGUGAUCGAACAUCCACAAACCUGUCCGAGUCAUCGGCCGCUUCUUUCGUAUCCUUCAGGCCCGCCGGUCAUAUUGCCCAGGUACAGGCUAUGAUUGCAGAACGACCGCUCAGCUGGGCAAGCAGCGGCGGCCACUCGUUCGAGCACCUCGCUGUGGCAUCCACAGCCAGCAGGGAAACCACGCACAGCGAUCCAGAUGGGCUACCAGCCCCAUCUGAGAAGUCCUUGUCGGGAGACUCCUAUUCCACAGCUCAGACGACUAUCACCCAGCGCCAAGCUGAAAACGACUCUCUCCUCUUCGACGACGCAUCUCGAUCCCUCCAGUCCUCACCCUCCAAACUCCCACGCGAAUCUAAACCCAGAGCAUCCGACUGGAUGAUGCAAACCAUGCGCCGAGCCUUGACGCUCACCCGCCGCGGGACAAACAGCUUCAAAGAAGCCAGUUUCGCACCGCUCGCCUCGGGCAUCGACCGCCGCAGCACCGUCAUCGGAGCAGGCGCCGACGUCCAAGACCCCAACUCCAGCACCCCCCGGAGAGCAGUGAGUGCAUCGGCAGAGCUCUUCCGACGCAAACAGGGCGCCAAGGACUGGGGAGCAAACAAAAAUGUCUCGGACAACGUCUUCUCCACCCCCGAUUACGAUAUCGACGACGACAAUGACUGGGACAUUGAGGGUGCUGCAGAGGGCCGCCGCGUCCAGGUUACGUUCACUGUGCCCCGCGAGAAACUCCGGGUCGUCAAUGCCACGGCUGGGGACUUGGAUAACAUCUCGGAGCGCUCGAUAAGCCGUAGUUUUAGUGAUGCACCGGGAAGCCUUAGCCGUCGCAAAGUGAGCGCAUAA